Messenger RNA from Venturia canescens, 2964 nucleotides. Its product is annotated as sodium/potassium-transporting ATPase subunit alpha-like. NCBI's taxonomy places the organism in Eukaryota, Metazoa, Arthropoda, Insecta, Hymenoptera, Ichneumonidae. Gene Ontology annotation, biological process: sodium ion export across plasma membrane; intracellular potassium ion homeostasis; intracellular sodium ion homeostasis. Gene Ontology annotation, molecular function: ATP binding; ATP hydrolysis activity; P-type sodium:potassium-exchanging transporter activity. The record is from RefSeq and is a predicted model, not a curated record. The annotation marks the transcript as partial. The transcript is spliced from 10 exons. Gene Ontology annotation, cellular component: plasma membrane.
AAAAUAAUUAGAGUGAAAAAGAUACAAAAUUUGGAUGAAGCACUGCGGAAUGACAUCGUCACCGAUGCUCAUAAAUUGCCGAUCGAUCAGCUGCUCGAUAAUCACAGAGUCGAUCCGAAACGCGGUCUCGCUACGUCAAGGGCGAAAGAGUUGUGGCGGAAAAGUGGCCCAAACGCUUUGACGCCGCCCAAAAAGUCACCUGAGAUUCUUAAACUUUUUCGUUAUUGCUGCGGUGGAUUUUCGCUCCUCAUAUGGGUUGGCUCGUUUCUCUGCUUCGGCAGUUACAUUCUCGAAUACAGUACUCGAGACGAAGUGUCACAGGAUCAUUUAUGGCUCGGAGUGGUUUUAAUCGUGUUGAUAAUGGUGACCGGAAUGUUCAGUUAUUACCAGGAAUCGAAAAGCUCGAAAAUCAUGGAAUCUUUCAACCAAAUGUUGCCCCAACGAACGAAAGUGAUUCGGGACUCGGAGACAAGAGAAUUGAACGUGACCGAAUUGGUCGUCGGGGACAUUGUCCUCGUCGAGACCGGUGACCGUAUACCCGCUGACAUUAGGAUCCUGGAAUGUCAAGGCCUGAAAGUCGAUAAUUCCUCGAUAACCGGUGAAUCAAUGGCGCUUUUACGCUCCGUACAAGCUUCCGAAGGGAGCGUUAUAGAGGCCAAGAAUAUGGCUUUUUUCUCAACCAACGCUGUCGAAGGCACUGGCAAAGGAAUAGUCGUUGCCUGCGGUGACCAGACGGUGAUGGGGAGAGUAGCGAAGCUGACUUCGAGAUUGUCGGCCAGGCCGACGCCCCUGUCCCGCGAAAUUUCUACCUUUAUGCGCUACAUAUCCUGCUGGGCUGUUUUCCUCGGUUCCUUUUUUUUCUUCACUUCGAUUGGAAUCGGCUACGACUGGAUCGACGCGAUCGUCUUCCUCAUCGGCAUCAUCGUCGCGAACGUUCCCGAGGGGCUCUUGGCCACGGUCACAGUCAGCUUGACGCUCACCGCGAAACGAAUGGCGAGCAAAAACUGCCUCGUCAAGAACCUCGAGGCGAUCGAGACGCUGGGCUGCACCUCGGUCAUUUGCAGCGACAAAACUGGCACUUUGACACAAAACAAAAUGACGGUCCGUCACAUGUGGUACGACGGCCAGUUGAAGGAAGUCAUGGCCUCGGACACCUGGCGAAAAUACGCGAACAGUCGCGGCUUCGAAAACCUCGCGAGAAUAGCGAGCCUCUGCAACCGGGCGGAGUGGGCGUCCCCGUCCCCGUCCGAGAGCGCGAGGCCGACACCGCUGAACAAGAGGAACGUCCGGGGCGACGCUUCCGACGUGGCGCUGUUGAAGUGCAUGGAGAUGCUCGUGAAAGGUGGCUCCGAGACUUUUCGAGCCGAGUACGCGAAGGUCUUCGAAAUUCCUUUCAAUUCGACCGACAAGUUCCAAGCGAACGUCCACGCCAAAAACGGUAAAUACUUGGUCUCGUUGAAAGGAGCGCCGGAAAGAGUGCUCGCACGAUGCUCCACGAUUGCGCGCGGCGAUGGGACGCAAAACUUGACCCAAGAGAUGCGAAGCACUUACACCAAAUCCUGCUACGAUCUCGCCAACAAUGGCGAACGCGUGUUGGGCUUCGCCGAUCUGGAAUUAGCCGAAAACAAGUUCCCGAAGGGCUUCCCCUUCAGCGCUGAUCCACCCAACUUCCCAUUGGCCGAUUUGAGAUUGGUUGGCCUGAUAUCGAUGAUGGAUCCUCCAAGGCCGAGCGUCCCGGACGCAGUGUACAAAUGUCGGUGCGCUGGAAUCAAGGUGAUCAUGGUGACCGGGGACCACCCCGACACAGCCAGGGCCGUAGCCAAAUACGUCGGUAUCGUGACCGUCGAUUUCGAGAACGAGAACGAGAGCCAUCGAUCGAUCGUCGUGACCGGGGACGAGCUGCGGGCCUUCAGCGACGAUCAACUCGACUCGCUCAUCCGGCGCUAUCCGGAGAUCGUUUUCGCGCGUACUUCUCCCGUGCAGAAAUUGCAGAUCGUCGAGAGCUGCCAGAGGCUGCAUCUGAUAACGGCCGUCACCGGGGACGGAGUGAACGACUCGCCGGCGCUGAAAAAAGCCGACAUCGGAAUCGCCAUGGGCAUAGCCGGAUCCGAUGUGACCAGACAGGUGGCCGACUUGAUCCUCCUCGAUGACAACUUCGCCUCGAUUGUCACCGGGAUCGAGGAAGGCCGCAGAAUCUUCGACAACCUCAAGUCGAGCAUCGCCUACACCCUGGCGAGCAACGUUCCCGAAAUAACCCCCUUCCUUGCCUUCAUCCUCCUGGGAAUCCCUUUGCCCGUCGGAGUCAUCUGCGUCCUGUGCAUCGACCUUGGCACGGACAUGUGGCCUGCUGUCUCGCUCGCUUACGAAAACUCGGAAAGUGACAUCAUGUCGAGGCGUCCCAGGAUCCCGAACUUGGAUCAUCUCGUCAGUAGGAAAUUGGUGUUCAUGGCAUACGGACAGAUCGGAAUAAUCGAAGCGGCGGCAGGCUUUUUCACGUACCUGGUGGUGAUGGCCGAGCACGGAUUUCUGCCCCAGAGACUGCUGGGUCUGCGUCCGUACUGGGACAGCGAGGCGAUAAACGAUUUGAGCGACAGUUUCGAGCAGGAGUGGACCUACGAGGAGCGCAAGAGGCUCGAGUACACGUGUCACACGGCGUUUUUUGUGAGCAUCGUGAUCGUACAAUGGGCGGACGUGAUAGCGUGCAAGAGCCGGAGAGUCUCGAUAUUCCAGAAGGGAAUGAGCAACUGGACUCUGAACUUUGGGCUUUUGUUCGAGCUCGGGAUGGCGUGUUUCGUGUGUUACGCGCCCUACAUGGACGUCGUCCUCAAGACUUAUCCGCUCCAAGUCUCCUGGUGGUUCCCGGGCCUUCCCUUCGCUCUGUACAUCCUCAUUUACGACGAGCUGAGGAAACUGUGGAUCCGAAAUAACCGGGGGGGUUGGUGGGACCGGGAAACUUCGUAUUGA